This is a messenger RNA of Lineus longissimus, 2054 nucleotides long. Its product is annotated as XK-related protein 7-like. The transcript has 4 exons. Bases 1 to 1620 code for a protein of 539 amino acids. NCBI's taxonomy places the organism in Eukaryota, Metazoa, Nemertea, Pilidiophora, Heteronemertea, Lineidae. The record is from RefSeq and is a predicted model, not a curated record. Gene Ontology annotation, cellular component: membrane.
AUGAGCAGUUACAAAAGUGACAUAUUGAACUAUAUCAGCAGUCUUAACGAUGCAAGUCAGGCCAGUUCGAACAUCAGCUUUUGGCGUCGUUACAGCUGUUUAAGUGUCAGCCAGAGUAGCUGGGGUGGCUCUAUCAGCACGCGGCUGAGCGGCAGCGUGGAUGGUGGCACCCAAAGAAGCAUCAGUGAUGAACAAGCAAGCGGUGGAAAUGAGCAUAGCAGCGCAGGUUCACUGCAUACGAACCAGAGACGCUACGUAUCAUGGAGCUUUAACGCCGCAAGGACUUUUUUAGGACUAGUAAUCAAAGAGGGGGAGGACAUGGAGUCGUUAUCGAAGUUUUUCCUGAAGAAGGAGCCAUGUCUAAAGAACACAUCAAUUGUACUAAGAGCACUUCGAGAUCCUGAGCAACCUGCUUCAAAAACUGUUUUCGACGAAGUCGACGGAGAGGACCACAGCCAUAUCAAUGCGAGCGGACUGCAAAUAUUCUUGCAGAUAUGUUUUGCUUUGAUGUGCAUUGGCGACACUGGUUCCGACAUAUUCACUGCGUAUCUCUAUUCCAAAGGACACGAAUUCUGGUUCUUCUGGCUGACUCUGAUUAUAGUUAUCGUGGCGUCACUCUUCAUCAUCGCCAUCAACACGUAUUGCUACUACCAAGAGUACAUAACAUUGGAAAAGUACCAGUCAAAGCAGGAUGGACAGCCGCUGUGCAUCUGGUUCGUCCGGAUUCUGUGCAGCUUGCUUUUCAUUGGGCCUUUCUUAAGAUAUUUGGAGAGUGCAUGGUAUUACAUUCAAGUCCGUCGGGCUGGGAAUCGCUUUGACCGAAUGUAUUACCUCGCACGGAUCAAGGCUACACGGAGCACUAUUGCCAUUCUUAACCUAGUUGAGUCCUUUACCGAGGCGGCACCACAGUUAGCGCUACAGCUUUAUAUUCUGUUGAACCAGGGACAACAAUCAUGGUUAAGACUGAUAGUUCAAACAGUAUCGUGCUCAUUCUCCUGGAUGAGUUGCACCAACGCCUUAGUCUCCCAAGCACGUGUCUACAGAUUGAGCCAAGAACCGGAGACAAACUCCAAAUCAGCACCAUUAAGUUACUUGGAUCUCUUCCUAAUAUUUGUAUGGCGGUUUCUGAUGAUUGGACCACGCAUACUUGCAUUUUCUUUACUGGCCUCCGUAGUACGGUACUUCGUUGUCUUAUCUGUCAUUCUGUUUCAUUGGAUACUUGGGACAAUAUACGCCGUAUCUCGCCGAUUCCCGAGAGAAAAUUUAUCUGUGGCGGAGAUUCCGUUCAGUUUCGUCAUAGGAUUUGUUUUCAUUUUCACAGACUGGAAUACAACAAAUGGGUACAAACGAUGGCCAUAUAUUACAUACUACGUCAUAGUUUUUGUUGAAAACGUAUCUAUGGUUGUGGUGUGGUUCGUUCUCACGCCAAAUAGUCAUGAGUGGUACCAUUUGCCAGCACUGGUCUUCAUCAUCGUUGGAUUUGGCCUUGGUGUCCUAUUUAUGAUAUUCUAUUAUGUCGGCCUCAAGCCCCGUCAUCUUAAUUGCUGUAAACGUAAACCAGCGAGCGAUAAGCGAGGUAACGUGCAAUAUAGCCUUGCGAAUAAUGUUGAAAUGACAUAGACUAAACCUGACAUAUUUGAAUCAUAUUUUCGAUAAUGGUUGUUUGAAAGCAUUAACAUUAUAUUAGCUCAACUUGGCAAAUUAGAAUUGUACUUUUGAUUACGGUUGUUUAAAACUAUCAACAGUAGUCGUAAGCACAACAUUGAGGGGUCAGUCAAUAUUUUCAACAUGUCAUAAGAGUAUCCGGUACCAUGCUGAGUCUCCCCGCACCCCCUCCCCCAUAGAGUACUAUCUAAAAUGCUAAUUUUUACAUCAAUAUUUAUAAUUUCACAGAUGCACCAUAGCGUGCAGGGACUGCAACCCCCCUUCCCAAGCGUAACUUUUGUAGUCUACAUAUGAGAUGAUGGGGAACCACCAAUAAUACAUCCCCAUAAACACGGCAAUUAUCACAGCCAGGAAUGAAUCCAUCCGAUCAAAUGGAGAAAUAAAUAAAA